AUGGACGAUUACAAGGCGACAGUGACCGCAGUCCCCGAAUCAUUACGGAAAGCUACCACCUACCUACAAAGCCAAGUCCGCGAUGACGGCCAUUGGUGCGCAGAAGUCAAAUCGAAUACUACUGUCACAUCCGAGUACAUCACUUUACUCUAUGCCCUCAACCUCCCCGUCCCCGACGGCCCCGAGCCCUGGAUAUCCUGGAUAGUGUCGGAGCAAAAGUUUGAUGGCUCCUGGGGUCCCGCGCCAGACAUCCCCGGUGAUAUAUCGGAGACGGUCGAAGCAUAUUUUGCGCUGAAGAUCUUGGGCCUCGACCCUGAAAAUCAGGUCAUGAGGAAGGCAAAAAGUUGGAUCCUUGUGAAUGGAGGAGUGGCUCGUGUGCGCAUCUUCACUCGUAUCUACCUGGCAUGUUUCGGCCUGUUCCCGUGGUCUUCUAUCCCAGAACUACCACCGGAGUUUAUUUUUAUGCCGGUGGCUGCUCCAUGCAGUAUUUAUUAUAUGGCGUCUUGGGCCCGGGCGACCGUCGUGCCUCUGUUACUUAUCAGUCACCAUCGGCCGGUAUUCGCUCUGCCAAACGGACGGAACGAGAACAAUACAUACCUCGACGAGAUUUGGUGUGAUCGGGGGAUAAAUAAAAACGUCCCAUAUACGACUAGCUUAUGGACAAUGGCCUGGCAAUUGGAUGUCACGUCCGUGGCUUGCACCGUCGUCGAUAAAGCUCUGCGUUAUGCUAACGGAAUGCGCAGCACUCCCUGGCGAUUAGCUGCACGACGUCGAUGUCUGGAGUGGAUCCUAGAGCGGCAGGAAGAGGAUGGUGGCUGGGCAGGUAUCUUCCCGCCCAUGCAUGGAGGUGUCUUGGCUCUCUACCUUGAGGGUCAUUAUAGUACUGAUCCGAAGAGCCCUUUUCAGCGCGGAAUUGCUGGUUUGGAAGGGUUCAUUUGGACGGAUGACCGAGGGAAGCGAAUGCAGGCCUGUGUAUCUCCCGUGUGGGAUACUAUUCUUUCAAGCAUCGGUUUGCUAGACGCUGGACUUCCGGGGGAUAAUGAAUAUAUUGUCCGCUCGAACGCAUGGCUUCUCGCACGCCAAGAUAAAGAUCACGGGGCUCAGUCUCCAGGUGACUGGAGAGCUCUAAAUCCGAAUCUGAUCCCAGGCGCAAUCAGCUUCGAGUAUUUCAACAAAUGGACACCUGACGUUGAUGACACGGCAGCUCUCAUCCUCGCCUUUGUCAAGAAAGAGCCUAGCUCCAUCGACUCAGAUAGCGUAGUUCGAGCCAUCCAAUGGAUUCUGGGAAUGCAAAACGCCGAUGGAGGAUGGGGCGCUUUCGAUCGUGAGAAUAACAAAUUAUUCUUCAACCAAAUUCCCUUCAGCGAUAUGGAGAGCAUGUGCGACCCUUCUACGGCGGAUGUCACCGGACGAGUAAUCGAAGCAUUUGGAUUGGUGAUGGAGAAGCACAGCAAAAUUAGUAGGUCUUUUGAGAAGUUCCUGCUCACUCAAAGCAUUCGUGAUGCCAUGAAAGAAUCCGCCAAUCGGGGAAUCGAUUAUCUCUUCCGCGAACAAGAACAAUCAGGCUCCUGGUACGGCCGCUGGGGCUCCAACUACCUCUACGGCACAAGUAAUGUUCUUUGCGGAUUAUCUAAUGCCCAUUUCAUCGACAACUCACGAGCAGGCCUCAUCAACGAAUCCAUUAAACGAGGCGUCGACUGGCUUGUCAACGUGCAAAACACAGAUGGCGGCUGGGGCGAAUGUCUCGAGACGUAUGCACGCCCCACCUUGGCUGGACAAGGGAAAUCGACGGCUUCACAAACUGGAUGGGCGCUCAUGGGUGUCCUCACGCUAUUGGCAGUGACGGACAUUACCGUCAGACGAGGUGUCCAGUAUCUACUUUCGACUCAGAGGGAGGAUGGGGCAUGGAUUGAAAGGGAGUUUACCGGGGUUGGAUUCCCGAAUCAUUUUUAUUUGGGAUAUGUUUAUUAUCCGCAUUAUUUUGCGAUGAUGGGGUUGGGGAGGUAUGCUUCGCUAUGUGGGUUAAAGGUGUUCGAGGAUGUGCCUGGAUAG
This is a messenger RNA of Aspergillus ruber CBS 135680, 2052 nucleotides long. Its product is annotated as terpene cyclase/mutase family protein. The record is from RefSeq and is a predicted model, not a curated record. Bases 1 to 2052 code for a protein of 683 amino acids. Gene Ontology annotation, cellular component: lipid droplet. Lineage: Eukaryota; Fungi; Ascomycota; Eurotiomycetes; Eurotiales; Aspergillaceae. The transcript has a single exon. Gene Ontology annotation, molecular function: intramolecular transferase activity. Gene Ontology annotation, biological process: triterpenoid biosynthetic process.